Messenger RNA from Penaeus monodon (black tiger shrimp), 3801 nucleotides. RefSeq lists its product as uncharacterized. Lineage: Eukaryota; Metazoa; Arthropoda; Malacostraca; Decapoda; Penaeidae. Gene Ontology annotation, molecular function: G protein-coupled receptor activity. Gene Ontology annotation, cellular component: membrane. The record is from RefSeq and is a predicted model, not a curated record.
AUGGUUUCGGGAAUUACUAAACAGGCGCACAAGGCAGUCACAGAAGUUGAUCAAUGCUGUCCAGAGAGUGCUUCAAGGCGGAGCGCCAAGGAAAAGGGCGCCCAUUUGCGGCUAGUGUUGGAUGCCAGGAUCUCGGGCGUGCGGGCGGCGGUCGCACUGGCGUUGGUGCUUCUCGCGGGCGCCUCAGCUAACGCAAGUAGUCCCUGCACGCCCUGCGGAAGCACUGUGCGUUGGGACGAGGAACAGCAUUCUGGCGUCGGGUUCCUCUGCCAAGAAGGCUUCCCAAGCACGCCCCUGCAACACCCGUACACCUGCCUUGUGUUCUUUAAAGUGCCGCCCACGCACAAACUCACUUUCCACUUCCACGAGAUCUACACCAGAGAUGUUUCUCUGGUCGUCUGCAACAGCACCUACCACGAGAACCGCCAGUAUCUGCCCGACCUCGCCUACUGGAAGAUCAACUGCAAGGCCCUGCAACUCGAGCAAGGCAACGCCCGCCUGCUCCUCCACGGCCACGUCUACCUGAAUGUCACUACGCUGAGGGAGGCCACGACGAAGGAUCACCGACUCCACCACGGAAGUACAGAUUCGCGUGCCAGUGUCCGGUGGGCGUGUCGGGCCCGCACUGCCAGUGGGGGGGAGUGUGCACCAAGGAACACGCCGAGAGGUUGUGUGGCCACCAUGGGGCGUGUAGAAACGUGGCCGGGGUCAGCGCCUGCGACUGCGACCGAGACCACUUCGGGGCCACGUGUCAGUUCCACUUCACCAACAUCCCGACGCAGAGCAGGACGUGCCAGCGGAGGAAGAACUGUCAGCAGAAUUGUCACCUGCGAGUGGCGAGGAACCAGACCUACACCUACUGCUCCUGCGGCGUUGGCUACACGGCCGUCAACGAUACCCACUGCCGAGCCACGGAGGAGUGGGUCGUGUCAACCGCCAUGAAGAUAGGGCGCGGCCGCCACCUCUCCAAGGAAAAGAUCCGAAAUCAGACAUUGGAAAUACUGAAAAGAGGAGAUCCGGGAGGCAAAGCCGAAAUGGACAUAAUGAAAAUCACGAUAAAAGGCAAGAAAGUGGAGGUGGAAGUCGGCUUGACCGGGAAAAACGUCAUGGAAAAGAUUAGCAAGACGGAGCUGUGGAACCGAACGUUUCACACGAGGAGCGUCAACGUCAGUGCCAUUCCGCGGCUGUCUGUCGGGCCCGUGUCAGCCGAGUUCCCAGACAGACAGAAACUGGUCCUGCAGUGUCCUGUGUACGGCGGGCCAGACCUCAAUGUGACUUGGUAUAAGGACGGAAUUCUUAUCUACGCUCAUCAUGUGUCUUGGUGUUACUACGAAGACAGCACGGAACUCCUGUACGUGAAAGCAGAACCAGGCAGCGUCAAGUACAAGUGCACGCUCAUCCUCCAGAUCAGUCCCCUUGAACAGAUGGACCGUGGCACAUACGCCUGUCAGGUGGUCGACCGGCACGACACGCUGACGCGGAUGGUGGUCGUGGGCGUGAAUGAGUCUCUGCAGGCGGAACUCACGCCGUUCGUUCACUCCGUCUUGCCGGGCAGCAGCACUACUCUAAACUGUACAACGAAGAACCGUGACUGGGUUGACGGUGAUCACUACGGUGCUGAGUGGACGGUGCUGCCACAGGACGGGUUCUCUAGCUACCAACAGGACGUGGUCUUUCGAAGCGGAUUUAGACUCCAUAUCGCCAAUAUUACGAAACCACUUAAUGUGACCUGCCAUAUCAGGGAGAAGGAGGGCGUCAUCUACAUGCCAGGGGAAGAGGCCCUGGACGAGGCGCUGGGCACGGCUGCGAUACACGUCUUGGAGCCAGGGCGUCCAGCGUGUCAAGCCGUCACGCAGGACAGAAUUACGUGGGGUCCCAUUCCCGUCGGCGAGCGGAACGUGGAGAGGUGUCCGCCGGGCCACACGGGGAGGGCGGUUCGGCUGUGUGGCCCCUUCCCCACUCCUCCCCCUCUCCCCCCUGCUUGGGAGACGCCUGACUUCUCGGACUGUUUCUAUAAGCCACUUGUACAAGUCAGAACGCUACUGACCCUGUACAAGCGCGGCUACAGGACCCUAAACGGAAACGUCGAUGAACAGGCGAGGGACUUCUCGAGAAUCCUGCAGGAGCGAAGCACACCGAUCCUGCCGGGCGAGAGAGCUAGCCUCUGGCAGAUCUUGGGGAUGCUGCAAAAUGCCGGGAGGAGGAUGGGAUCUCUCAUCUCCCAGAAACUCUUCUUUGAAAUCGUACAUGAAAUAAUCAAAGACUAUGAUAAUUUUACGUUGAUGGAUGUUGUCAGAAUGAAUGAGCCAAUAAGGAUGUAUCUGAAAGCAGGUCUCAACGCCAUCCAACCGGAAGGUCAGGUCACUCGCCUUCCCCGCUUGCUUGCCAAGAGGGAGGUCGUGACAGGUCGGCAGACGUUCGAAAUGGAGGGUUCAGAGCCAAGGAGCGACACCUCUCACGGAACCCCGACUGUGCAGGUGAGCCUUGAAGAGACCGACGCUUUGGAGGCGCACGCCAUGACGCAGCCGAGAAGACAAGUCCGAGUGCCAGAUGUGAGUCUGGCAGUAGGGGUUGUCACUUAUCUAAACCCUGGACUUGUUUUUGACUAUGAUUGGGAGGUACGUGAAGGACCAGUGAAACAAGCCGGGUACCUCGUGGAGAUCGUGUGGGGCCUGAGUGCGGCCUCCGGCAGGAACUUGACGUCAUCUGAAGUACAUUCACGUAGGAUAUCUCCUCCCAACGGUGGCGCCACGAUCAAGGUUCAUGGAUUUUCUUCUGUCUUGCGGCUCCACUACCCUGUCUGUCCUCGCGUGAAGAACUGGCAGCUGAAGUGCGGACAGCCCCAACACGACGACACAAACAUCAAGUGGGACUUCGGGAUGUGUUCGGUAGAUAGCGAAGGCAGCGGCUCAGAAGGUGGAUGUGUCUGCGAGUGUCGGGGCGAGGGCUUGUUUGGCCUCGUGCUCGUCAACGGAACGGACGAGAGAGUGACGGAGGAAUUGCCAGACCCAUCGUGGCAGAAGAACUACGUGACGGGCGUCGGGAGCUGCACGUCUUUCCUAGGUCGUGCGACGCCUCCGUGCAGCUGCGGGUGGUGAAGUGCACGGCGUUGAUGGGCGCGAAUGGGGUGUUCGCCGCCCUCGCCCUCUGGCCGGUCGACAAGAGCGAGUACCUGGUGGUGCUGGUGGCCGGCGCCGUCUGCUUCGUGCUGUGCCUGGCGGCGGGCGUCAGCCAGCAGAUGCUCCUCCACCAGCGCCUCUCCCUCACGCCCCACGACCCGGGUCUUCCGCACGCCUGCAUCAGUAACACUAUGAUCUUCUUCUUAACGAUGGUGGUUGGGCUGCUGAUCUGGGUGGUACACAGUGUGACCCGGUACCAGCUUGGUACUCCCUGGCUCACCUUGGGUCCUGCAUGGCCCCUCACGGCACUGCUCAUGGGCAUUCUCGUGGCACUCACGUUCCUGUGGGUGAUCGUGGGAGUUCACAAUGUGUACCAGCUCACGGUGCUGAGGGAAGAGGCUUCGCACUUACGUCCUCAUACGUGACAGGUUAUGGCAUCAGGUGCUGCUUCUGGUGGGGGAGUGGGUGCUGGUGGUGACAAGCGCUGUGUACAGUCACCCAGUUGGCCGAUAUUUCUUCUGCUUUGCUACGGUUAUGCAGAGCUUCCUCAUGAUAAUCAUGUACACUUGCAAAGAUAAUGACAUGACUGCUAUGUGCAAGUGUAAGCGCAUGUGCUGUCCUUCUGUGGGCCCUUGCCGGAAGUCUUCUCAAAGUGAAAAUGGAUGCAAUAGCCAUAUGUCGU